UCGGGAGAAGCGUCCUGCAGCCAGAGGAUCUGGGUCUCAUCCUCAGAGGAAAGACGGCUUUGUGCAGGUCUGCUCCAACCUGAGAGAGACUUCUCAGUGUUUGGUCAGCGACAGCGGUUCCUGGAAAAGAUCGGAAUCGUUCUCUCUCUAACCAAACCCAGCUGUGGAGCGGUGCGCGCCGCAGUGCGGGUGCGUGCUUGUGUGAGUGAAGGAGGUAGGCAGAGAAAGGCUUUCCUGUGCUCCCUCUUCCAAAAGAGAGAUAGGAAGUAAGGAAGGAAAAAAAAGUUUGGUCUUGUUCUCCUCUUGACUCUUAUUUUAGGAAUGGACGCCGAGACUUGCAUUUCAUACUGCGACAUGACAUCCAUGGAUUCAUAUUAUAGCCCAUCUGCUGCUGCGCAAAGUAGGGAUCACCAGCCGGACCACUUUAGGACGUUUCCAGCUACUGACACCAAAUACAGCCCCACUUCCUUCCUGCCCAACAAAGGUCAGGCUUACGGAGAAAAGUCCAGGAGCCCCUUCGAGCAGGAGUGCCAAUCAUUGGAUGCCACCGCAGCUGGGCAAGGCUCUUUCAGCAAAUACCAUCUCUUCAUGCACAGGUCUUCUUGCAAAACACCCCCAGAAGACGACAAACUGCAGCAAGAAAGAGGACCCAACGGAGUCCUCCCGUGCUAUGCAGGUAAAGAUAGCUCUGGUCUGACUGACUCGGACUUGGCUCCAGACUCUGACCCGGCUGGAAUGGACAACAGAUACUUGUCCGUGAAGGAUCCGAGUGUGAAGGCAGGUUCUGAUCGUCCGCCGGGCCAUGACUUAGCCAGCACGCUGGACAAGCCUGAUGGCAGCGAAAGCAACAAAGGCAAGAAGAGACGCAAUCGCACCACCUUCACCAGCUAUCAGCUGGAAGAGCUGGAGAAGGUUUUCCAGAAGACGCACUAUCCAGAUGUUUACGCGCGGGAACAGCUGGCACUGAGGACUGAUCUGACUGAAGCCCGUGUGCAGGUGUGGUUCCAGAACCGCAGAGCAAAGUGGAGGAAGAGGGAGCGUUUUGGCCAGAUGCAGCAGGUCCGAACACAUUUCUCAACUGCUUAUGAGCUUCCUCUUCUAACACGUCCAGAGAACUACGCACAGAUUCAGAACCCGUCUUGGCUCAGUGGCAGCAGUGCUGCGUCUCCCGUUCCAGGCUGUGUUGUGCCCUGCGACACUAUUACCCCCUGCAUGACUCCUCACCCCCACUCUGCCAGCGGGGUCUCUGACUUCCUGGGUGUUCCCAGCCCCGGGGGUCACAUGGGACAGCCUCACAUGGGCAGCCUGUUUGGCGGAUCCCCCGGUAUCAACACGUACGAUCUCAACAUGGACCCUGACCGCAAGUCCUCCAGUAUUGCAGCUUUGCGCAUGAAAGCCAAAGAGCACAGCGCAGCCAUUUCUUGGGCCACAUGAUGGGAUGAUCAGGGACUGUGCUGACGAUGCUGUAGCAUCUGUGAAGAGCGAAGCAGCAACACCAACAGAAAUGCUGCAUCUAGAUCCUUCUGUAAUGGAAAUAUGCAGAGACGGCAGUUUGUGUCUCUGAGUCAGUUCCUACAGGGUAACCUGGUGGGUAGAGAUGAAAAUUGUCAGAAUUUCAGACAAACAUAUGCACUUAUUUGCUCAAAUACAAAAAAUUUUGUUUGGGACAGUUUGGAUUUUACUUUGUUAUUUAAAUUUAAAAGUGUUCAUGUUUUUCCUUUCAGCUGAAUAUUUUUUUUUAAUUCAAAAUUCAGUUGGUUUACUGUUCCAUCCAUUUCACAGUGAUCCUCAUCAUUGACCCAGGAAAAAUCUGAGUUAUUUUAUGGUAAAAAAAACAACAACAACAACACAGCAACACUAAUGAAACAAACGCAUAAAAACAUAGGAUUUGGUGAGAUCUGGUCAUUUUAGUUUGUGAGGGAUCCACCUGCUUCUGCCAGAGAGAAAAAGAGAUUGAGGAGGAAACAUGGGAGGAGCAAAUAGAUGCUUCACGUUGCUUUUCUGGCAGGCUUCGGGCAAAAGUGAUGCCUAUUAGUUGUGUAAACAGCCAGAAACGACACAGGAACCAGAAGACACCCUCUUGAGGCUGUGAGGGUUUGGAGGACUAUUCAUUCAUCACUUUGUUUUGGUUUCAUUUACAUGUCAGAGAAAGCCAUAAACUAAACCGCUGUCAUAAACCUCUCAUGAGAUUUCAGAUCAGAAGCUGUAAAAGUCAAAACAUCUUCUGAAACAUACAAUUUCCAUAACAUUUCUCUCACAUGAAUACAAAAGCAGCAUUUAAAGUUUUUUUUUCUAAAGACACAUUCUCUUCUCUUCAUAUUCUUUCAGGUUCCUUCAUAUGUACAGUAUUUUUUCUUACUAAUAGCCCAUAAAAACUGAAUGUUUUUUCUGACAUCAGACGUCACUUUUUGGCAGCUUCAUUACUGCAUCAGUACUUUAAAAGCUUCUGUCACUUCAGCAGCUUUAAAACCGAAUACCACAGACAAAGCACUUUUGUUUUCAACCUCAUAACUCUGUUUUCAUGUUUUUUCUUUUUUCCUGUUAAAAAAAUCUCACAGAUAAAAUCAGAAUCUAGAUUUUGGGUCAUUUCCUGAUAGCUUUUCUAAAUUUCAAUUGCUGAAAAAAAAUAUGAACAAAGUUAAUACAUAAUCAAAGACAUUUCUGCUGUUUUAGACAUUUUUUAACUUGAAAAAAAAUAAUCUGUGUCUUCUUUAAUCUGCGAGAUGUGGUUUAUGGAGGGUCCUCAGAUAAUGUUAAAAGAAAUCAUGUGACUCCUGAGUAUUAUUGGAGUAAUUUCUACUCGUGUUACUAUUUGAACAACAUGUUUCAAGGGCUUUGAGAGUAAAGAAAAUAAUCCAGACUAAGUUGGGCUGUAACCAUUUUUCUCAUAUUUUAUAGGGAAUGUUGUUGACAAAAUGAAUUGUUUUGUUUCAGGUGAUGACUUCCUUUAGAGACACUAACAGCAAAUUAGUUCUUCCAUCACAAAGUCCUAUAUUUUAUUUUAUUUUUAGCAGAUUGUGUUCUCUAGGGAGAAGCAGCCAUCCUUCAUUCCCUAAAAUGAACCCCAUUUUUUCCUUAUUUUGUAAGAGCCGAUAUGAAAAGUCAUUCAAGCAUGUGCAUGUAUAGACGACAGAUCUUACAAGACAGGGAUAAAUCCUUUCAGAUGGGUCCGUGGGGGCCCGAUGAGGGGGUGGUCGGAGGGUGAGCCGUGAGGGCGUCUGCUGUGUUCCGGUGUUCUGGGAAAAAGGACAGUGCACACAGCUGUGCUCAGGGGGUAAAUGCAAAACAAACAUGCCUCACACAUGCUCCCCCCCCCCCCCCCCCUCAGCUGUCAAAGCUCUACUUUCAAAGAUGCACCCCUCCUAUCACACACCACACUGUGCCUCUCCCUUCAUUCACUUCCACCGCGUCCACCAGCCUAAAGCUGCACUGUCGAAAGCACAGCCGCGCCAAGAAGGCUUUUUAAUUAACACUGAGCCUUGUGGAGGAUUGUAUGUCAGGAUGGACGGGACCGUCUGUGCAUCACUCCGUUUUCCAGAGAUUGUUCCCCUGCAGAAAAACAAAACAAAAACAAUGGCACUGCUCAGGUUUACUGAACUUUUUUUUUUCCAGCAUGGACUGAAACAUGAUGUGGAACUUGGUACAUACAUCAAUUCAAUCAUGUUUUAGGCACUUCUGCAUGACUCCAGCCUUGAUUGAUCUUUUUAUGUCAAACUUUCUCAUAAUUUUUAUACUACUGAACUUCAGUAAAGAAGAUGCAAACAUGUGCUCUGUUGUGCAUGAAAAGUGGACUGAAGUGUCACGAGACUUUUGGUUUAUUUUGACUCAAUGUAUCAAGUAUUGGAGUGCAUCACUUUUCUGAAAUGUGUGUAAUAAUUGUUUUAAAUGUGUUUGAACUGUUUUUCCCUUCUCUUUAUAUGCAAUCUUCUCAUGUUUGUGUAACUUUCGAAUUAAGAGCAUGAAUCUGCUGGUUUGUUUUGUGAUUAAAGGUCAAUAAGUUAUUGCAA
Messenger RNA from Oryzias latipes (Japanese medaka), 4007 nucleotides. RefSeq names its product ALX homeobox 4a (gene alx4a). Gene Ontology annotation, biological process: regulation of transcription by RNA polymerase II. The record is from RefSeq and is a predicted model, not a curated record. Lineage: Eukaryota; Metazoa; Chordata; Actinopteri; Beloniformes; Adrianichthyidae. Gene Ontology annotation, molecular function: DNA-binding transcription activator activity, RNA polymerase II-specific; RNA polymerase II transcription regulatory region sequence-specific DNA binding.